AUGGCAGCAGCAUCCUACCCUUCCAACAUUACCAUCCGAACCGCUUGUCUCCAAUCGGAUACGUUUGCGGGAUUCCAGGGAGAGCUAUUGGAUCAACUUGUGUUGUUUGCCAAGGAAGAUAAUGUGACUCUUCACUUUGACAAGACGCAAAUACCCGAGUUGCACUCGGACAGCUUGGCGUUGAUUGCGCCAGAGUGUCGUCCCGGAGAAUCUGCUUUUGUAGAUGAUACCGAGUACAGUUGUGACGAUUUUGAUAUGAUUGUGGGCGAUUAUUGGACCAGUCCAAUACGGUAUACACGGGUGGAUUUCACACCUCCAUGGCUGACCACUUCCAUUGCCGCCCUCAAGUUUACCGACGAGACCAAGUCUCCCAAUCUCGAUGUUACCACCCUUGAUGAGGCCCAAGCCAAAGGAGCCGGGGACAGUACUAGUGACACAAGCUCGGCUACUAGUACCACCACCUGUGUCCACAUGCUCAAGGCCGAAGAAUGCGCCCUGUGGGUCUCCGAUGAGCUCGUCCUGGGACGAGAGCAAUCCGAUGAUCCAUCCCUCGAGUUUACUGGAGAGUACCUGCAGAGACAGCUCUUGGCAUGGCCCGUUCGCAAGAGUCUCGACCCGACCAUUGCCUUCCUUCUCAACAAGUGGAUGUAUGCUGCCAACAGCAACCAAACCAUUAUGGAACUAUACGAUCGAUACUUUCAAAAAAAGUCCUGUCCCAUUGGAAGGGCGGGCAAGAAUUGCGAGCUCCCAUGUGUGCACGGCAUUGCCAAUGCGGCUGGAAAGUGUGUCUGCGAGUCCACCCGAUUCAUUGGAGACGACUGCAACACAGAAGUGCCCGAAGAGUUGAACAUGAUAUCACCCGCCAUUCUGGGGAUAUCCUAUGCCAUGUAUUGCGUUAACCUAUUGGUCGUUCUCCUGUGUGCGAUUUGGCUCUUUUCACAACGAAAGAGUCCUCAGGUACAAGUGUCUAGUCCCUUCUUCUUGGGACUAGUGCUAUUGGGAACUCUGAUUUCUUCCUCCACGAUUGUAGCCAUGGCGCAAGAAGAUGAAGGGGAUGGUCCUGUGCCGGCCUGCAUGGCUAUUCCAUGGUUGUAUUCCGUCGGGUUCUCGGUGACCUUUGGAGCGUUGUUUGGAAAGGUCUACAGAGUGUAUCAGAUCUUCACCCAAGAAAUCUUCAUCACGGGACGUCGACGAAAUGCAACUACGCCAGUCUUUGACUCUUUAAAGUAUAUUGCAGGGGUUCUGCUCCUUGACAUUAUCAUUUUGAUCCUUUGGACAGUGCUGGACCCACUAGAGUGGACACGCAUGACAAUCCGCGAAGAUCUCUUUGGCCAACCUCUGGAAUCACAAGGGUACUGCACGUCUGACACUUGGAUGCUAUUCGCAUCUCUCAUCGGAGCGCUUCACUUGGGGCUGAUGGCAGUCGCUUCGUACAUGUGCUUCUGUGCGAGGAAAAUCCCGACACGAUAUAGCGAGCACAAGUACCUCUCUAUUGCAAUCAUAUCUAACCUUCAGAUAUUUGUGAUUGGCGUCCCAGUCCUGUUCCUUGUUGCCGACGACCCAAGUUCAAAGCUUUUUGUCCGCAGUGUGGUUGUCUGGAUGAAUGACAUUGUCGUUCUGUCGUUGAUAUUUGGCAACAUGAUGUACUCUGUGUACACGACCGCAAAGAAUGGCGGUGGUAGCACUGACGGCAGCAAAGCCGAGAUUGGAUUGGCAGUGCGUCGCUAUUCAUCGGGUCGGUCGCCCAGCAUUGCAAGCAGGGGGAUUCCUCAGAAUUCCCCGAAGAAUGCAGAUCCCGCGGCUGAAUCGAGCAUCACAGACGCUAGCAUUGCUAAGUCGAAACCAGCAGACAACAAUCCGCAGACAAUGCCACCAAAAAGCCCGAGACCGCCGCGAAUAUCAUCCUUGUCACUGGAAUCAGAAUCAGCGCAUGCUGGGUCUGAUGGGCCCCCAACAUUGCCACAACCGGAGCCACCAAAGAAACGGUCUGUGUCGUUCUCUGACAACGUCACUGUUUCGGAGAUCCCCAUGUCCGAAUACGAAUACGAAGAAGAUGAUGGUUCCCAGAGGUUUGCCACGAAAGUUAUCCAAGGGGCGCCACUCAAGCCAAGGCGUCCGUCCUCCGAUGAAACUCCAAUACAGUCAAGCCAACAAUUGAAUGCUGUGCAACUUUUGACCAACGUAUCAGAGUUAUCGUUUGGCAGCCCGCCAAACAGUUCUCAUAGACGACGUCACUCCUUCGACUCACCACAGCCCUUCGAAAUGGAUGUGUCGCGCGACCAGGACGAGCCCGAUUCGCCUUCAGACCGCCCAUGGAACACUGGCCCGGUGCAGAAUUCGCCGUUCAAACCUAGGAGACGCACUCUGGAAGAUUUUACAAUGCUGCAACCCACAAGGCAGCCAUCCGAGUACUUCGAAGACAGCGAAAGUACGUGCGGGGAUGAAAUCGCACGGAAAGCAAACAAACAACAACUGUAUAUACCCAAUAUGCCGCUGGCCACUCCUCCCUCCCUACUUCAUACAACAGCAGCGGUCGAUUUUGAGAAGCGAAAAUCUCCAUUGGCUGUCGCCACUGAUUCCAAAUUCCCUCUUGCAAGUAUCCAGAGUUCUGGACAAGCUUCCAGCCAAGUCGCAGUUUCCUUGGGCACGGCAUCGGAGACGUCUCAGACCGACAGCAGGUCAGAAAACUUUCCGAGGCAACCAAUAAGGUUGGUGUCAAUCGCUGAAUUAGCUUCCGACUGCAGCAGCGUCGACACAAUGGAAGAACCGAAGCUGGUAGCAGCACAAAGUGGGGGCACCAAGGGGGGUGCUAGCGGUUGUGAUCGAGUUCAAGGGGCGCCCACUAAACCCGAGCGGGAAAUUUCAUCCACAGAUUUAGAGUCAGGCGAAAGCAGCGACGAUGACACGGUCAAAUCCCAAGAACCUCCACAAUCAAGAGUGUGGAGCAAAGGGGCCGUGGUGACAUUGACGCCACCUAGUUGGGGCACCCCCAACAAGCCGACAAGUUCAUUUUCGACAGAUUCAAUCGCAAGCAAAGACUACCACUGGAUGGAGGCACCUGCACUCGCCAGGGAUACAAGCAAGGACUCUAGAGUUAGCACUUGCUCAGAGCAAGUCCAGGGCGCCCCCACCAAACCGCUGAGGUUUGUCUCGUCUACGGACUUGGACUUGGAGUCCGUAGGCUCUAACUCUGAAGAUAGUGAACAGAAGGUAUCAGCACAACCGCAGUUAGCCAGGGAAUGCAGCCGUGGUUCGAGAAGUACAGAGAGUGGCGGAAGCUCAGAGCAAGCCCCAACCAAACCGUUGAGAAUUGAAUCGUCUUUUGAGGUAGAGUCGACUGCAAGGACGAUGGAUGACUCUAGCACAACAGAUUCUGAUAGACGACAACUACGCAAGCUAAAGUUCAAGGAUACUGUAAAUAAAUGA
This is a messenger RNA of Seminavis robusta, 3426 nucleotides long. The record is from the annotation of a GenBank genome assembly. NCBI's taxonomy places the organism in Eukaryota, Bacillariophyta, Bacillariophyceae, Naviculales, Naviculaceae.